This is a messenger RNA of Apodemus sylvaticus (European woodmouse), 3516 nucleotides long. RefSeq names its product spalt like transcription factor 4 (gene Sall4). Gene Ontology annotation, molecular function: DNA-binding transcription factor activity, RNA polymerase II-specific; RNA polymerase II cis-regulatory region sequence-specific DNA binding. Gene Ontology annotation, biological process: regulation of transcription by RNA polymerase II. NCBI's taxonomy places the organism in Eukaryota, Metazoa, Chordata, Mammalia, Rodentia, Muridae. Gene Ontology annotation, cellular component: nucleus. The transcript is spliced from 4 exons. Bases 105 to 3353 code for a protein of 1082 amino acids. The record is from RefSeq and is a predicted model, not a curated record.
UGCGCGUUCCGACCGAAGGGGGGUAAAAUUUCCCAACUCGAGGAAUUGGUGGCCGAGAGGGGGCAAGUAACCAGGGCUCUUCCCGGCGCCCCGAUGCGCGCACCAUGUCGAGGCGCAAGCAGGCGAAGCCCCAGCACAUCAACUCGGAAGAGGGCCAGGGCGAGCAGCCGCUGCAGCAGCCGAGCCCCGACCGCGCAGAGGCGCCGGCGGCGGAGGAACCGGGUGCUCCAGUGAACUCCCCAGGGAACUGCGAUGGCACCUCAGAGGACUUCGCCCCGGUGAAGCGGCCCCGGCGGGAGGACACUCACAUCUGCAGCAAAUGCUGUGCCGAGUUCUUCAGUGUCUCUGAGUUUAUGGAGCACAAGAAAAGUUGCACUAAAAACCCUCCUGUCCUCAUCAUGAAUGACAGCGAGGCACCAGUGCCUUCAGAGGACUUUUCCAGAGCUGCCCUGAGCCACCAGCUGGGCAGCCCAGGCAAUAAAGACAGUCUCCAGGAGAACAGUGUCAGCUCGGGGGACUUGAAGGAGAAGUUGGGUGCGGACUCCAUCCUGUACGUGAAGACAGAGGCCCCCCAGCCGCCCAUACCCCAGGACAUAAGCUAUUUACCCAAAGGCAAAGUAGCCAACACCAAUGUGACUCUGCAGGCGCUCCGUGGCACCAAGGUGGCGGUGAACCAGCGGAGCAUGGAGACCCCCAUGGCCCCCGUCCCCGCCGCGCACAGCAUCCCGUGGGUCCUGGAGCAGAUCCUGUGCCUGCAGCAGCAGCAGCUCCAGCAGAUCCAGCUCACGGAACAGAUCCGAGUCCAGGUGAACAUGUGGGCGGCGCAUGCCCUGCACUCAGGAGUUGCCGGCGCCGACACGCUGAAGGCCUUAAGCAACCACGUGUCCCAGCAGGUGUCUGUGUCCCAGCAGGUGUCUGCCGCCGUGGCCCUGCUCAGCCAGAAAGCCGCCAACCCGGCUCUGUCUCUCGAUGCCUUGAAACAAGCCAAGCUACCUCAUGCCGGAGUCCCCUCUGCAGCCGGCUCGCUGUCCUCGGGGUUUACACCGUUCACCUUGAAGCCUGACGGGACUCGUGUCCUCCCUAACUUCAUGUCCCGCCUCCCCAACGCCCUGCUACCUCAGACCCCGGGCUCUGUGCUCCUGCAGAGCCCCUUCUCCACUGUGACACUUGACCAGUCCAAGAAAGGAAAAGGGAAACCCCAGAACCUUUCAGCCUCCGUAGUAGAUGUCAAGGCCAAGGACGAAGUCGUCCUCGGUAAGCACAAAUGUAGGUACUGUAGCAAGGUUUUCGGGACCGAUAGCUCCCUUCAGAUUCACCUCCGCUCCCACACUGGAGAGAGACCUUACGUGUGCCCCGUCUGUGGUCACCGCUUCACCACCAAGGGCAACCUCAAGGUCCACUUCCAUCGACACCCUCAGGUGAAGGCAAACCCCCAGCUGUUCGCUGAAUUCCAGGACAAAGGAGUGGUGAGCUCCGCAUCUCACUAUGCGCUCCCUGUCCCCACGCCUGUAGAUGAAUCGAGUCUCUCUGUAGACACUGAGCCUGUCCCAGUCACGGGAACCCCUUCUGUAGGUCUACCUCAAAAGAUCGCUUCAGGGCCUAACUCCAAGGACCUCGUGGGUGGCUCCUUGCCCAGCGACCUACAGCCAGGGCCAUCUCCAGAAAAUGAGGGGGGCCUUCCGCUCCUUGGGGUGGGCAUGAUGCAUAACCCCCCAAGGGCUGGGGGCUUCCAGGGCACUGGGGCCCCAGAGUCAGGGUCAGAGACCCUGAAAUUGCAGCAGCUAGUGGAGAACAUAGACAAGGCCACUACUGACCCCAACGAGUGUCUCAUUUGUCACCGGGUCCUCAGCUGUCAGAGUUCCCUGAAGAUGCAUUACCGCACCCACACAGGGGAAAGACCAUUCCAGUGCAAGAUCUGUGGCCGGGCCUUCUCCACCAAAGGCAACCUGAAGACCCACCUUGGGGUCCACCGAACCAACAUGGCUGUAAAGACCCAGCAUUCGUGCCCCAUCUGCCAGAAGAAGUUUACCAACGCCGUCAUGUUACAGCAACAUAUCCGGAUGCACAUGGGUGGUCAGAUCCCCAACACACCUCUGCCAGAGAGUCCCUGUGACUUCACAGCUCCCGAGCCCAUGGCCGUCGGUGAGGCUGGUGGCGCCAGCAGUGCCUGCCAGGAAGACGCAGUGGAAGGGAUGGAAGCCGAGGAGGGCUGCUCCCAGGAUGUUCCCAGCGGCCCCGCGACAGUCUCAGCGCCGGUUCCCAGUACCCACCUGGUGUCGCCCCCUCUGGGCUUUCCUGUGAUGGCUCCCCCGGAGACUCAGGGGAAAGGGGCUCUUCCCGUGCUGGCCCUGCAGAGGCAGAGCAGUCAAGAAAACGGCUCCCAGGAGGGCGGUGACAAUUGCCUGACCAGUGAAUCCUCCUUGCUUGCCGGUGACCGGGAGUGUCUGAGCCGAAGCCCAGAUGCCGCAGCGGAGACCAUGUGCUACCAGGCAGUGUCCCCCGCCAAUAGCCAAGCUGGAAGUGUCAAGUCCCGGUCUCCUGAGGGUCACAAGGCCGAGGGCGUCGAGAGCUGCCACAUUGACACCGAAGGUCGUACCAGCCUCCCUUCACCAUUUAUCCGAGCACAGCCCACCUUCGUCAAAGUUGAAGUACCUGGCACCUUUGUGGGGCCCCCCAGCAUGCCCUCUGGCAUGACACCCCUGGUAGCGCCACAGCCACAGCCGCAGCCACGCCGACAGGCCAAGCAGCACUGUUGCACACGGUGUGGAAAGAACUUCUCGUCCGCCAGCGCCCUGCAGAUCCACGAGCGAACACACACGGGAGAAAAGCCUUUCGUGUGUAACGUAUGCGGGCGGGCCUUCACCACGAAAGGCAACCUGAAGGUACACUACAUGACUCAUGGGGCCAACAAUAACUCCGCCCGCCGGGGCAGGAAGCUGGCCAUAGAGAACCCCGUGGCUGCGCUGAGUGCCGAGGGAAAGAGAGCGCCCGAGGUGUUCCCCAAGGAGCUCCUGUCCCCCACGGUGAGCGUGGACCCCGCCGCGUGGAACCAGUACACGAGCGUCCUCAACGGGGGUCUGGCCAUGAAGACCAACGAGAUCUCCGUGAUCCAGAGUGGAAGCACCCCCACGCUGCCCGUGUCGCUGGGGGUCAGCUCCGUGGUGAGCAGUGCCACACUUUCCAAGCUGGAGGGCGCUCAGAGCGCGCCCAUGAGCGGUGUCGUGAGCGUGCCCAUGAGCGGGAACGCGGAAAAGCUUGCCGUCCCCGUUCCCAUCCCCAUCCCCGUUCCAGACGGGGUGUCCAAACACCAGUUCCCUCACUUUCUGGAAGAAAAUAAGAUAGCAGUCAGCUAAAGGAGGACGAGGAGUCUGCUGGAGAUUCUAGAGUCUGCUUUAUUGUUUAGUUUUUUGUUUUUUUAACCCACCUUUUUUUUUUUUUUUAAAUACCCCCUUCCUGAUAUGCAAGUGAUGUGGCUUGUGACCAUAGCCUUGGGCAAUCCUACAAUCACACAGUCGC